AUGGAUCUAACCAGUACAACAGCAUAUAAUGGAAAUAGUAACAAUGGAAUUCAUCCAAUCAGUCCUGAUAUUGUUCUCAGUCCUAAACGUCAAGAUAGUCUUUCCGACUCACUCUUGGAUUCAUCCGAAUUAAACGAUGACCCUGAACUUGAAACGAUGCGUCAACGUAUACAAGAAAUGGAAGAAGAAGCAGAAAAAUUGAAACAAAUACAAGUUGAUUUUGAUAAACACAUACCAACACCUGGCUCUACAGGAUCAGCACCAUUUCCAACAAUGGAAGAAAAAAUGGAAGCCGAUCUAAAAUCAGUUUAUGUCGGAAAUGUUGAUUAUUCAGCAACAGCACAAGAACUUGAACUUCAUUUUCAUGGUUGUGGAUCAAUACAUCGUGUAACUAUUUUGUGUGAUAAAUUUACUGGACAACCAAAAGGCUUUGCUUAUGUUGAAUUUUCUGAUAAAGAAUCUGUACAAACGGCUCUUGCACUUGAUGAUUCCUUAUUCAAAGGACGACAAAUCAAAGUUACUGAAAAACGAACCAAUCGUCCAGGCGUUUCAACAACGGAUCGACCACCUCGUGGUGCAAUGCGUGGCUUUGGACGUGGUAGAUUUCCACGUGGCGGUGGAGCUUUUAUGCCUUAUGUAUCUGCACCAUAUCGUGGCCGUUUUGGUCGACCUAUAUUUCGUCCACGUGGCCGUUCACUUUAUACUUUUCCACCUUAUUAA
Molecule: messenger RNA, 720 nt
Organism: Rotaria socialis
Lineage: Eukaryota; Metazoa; Rotifera; Eurotatoria; Philodinida; Philodinidae
Source: the annotation of a GenBank genome assembly